AUGGGUAAUACGCAUGGAACUUCGGCAAAUGGUCCCAUUAUUAGCGUCGAGGAUGCCAGAGCACAUAUUUCUGAUGAGGAAUAUCGAAGACUUAAAGCUGCUUUUUCGGGUUUCAAGAAGCAAUUUAUAACUUACGAUGAAUUCUGCUACCACGUUCUUGGUGGUGCUCGUAUUCCAGAGGAUAUGCAAAGGGAGCUGUUCCUUUUUUGCUCCCGAAAUGCGGAAACGCUUUCCUUUGAGAACCUUCUAACAGCUCUUGUAGGGCUAUGCCGUAUUGAACAAGUUCAGGAACAUUUUAUUGAAGAAUGCAAGGGCUUUGCUUCUUGGGGUCUUCGGCCGCCGCUGCUAACGAUUCCAAUGAGCGAUUCGUACAUCUCAUUUUAUGAAGUGAUGUCUUACGUCACACACUUGUCUGUUGGUGAGGUAAUGGAACUGGAAAAGGUUUUCGCUACGAUCAGUGAUCGCUCUGUAUGUAAACUUUCCAAAGACCGCUGGGAUGCAGCUCUAUGUGGUUGUUUUCCAAGAAAAUUUUCCGAUCAGUUGUUUCGCGUAUUCGACGAGAAUAGAGAUAACCAAAUAGAUUUCCGCGAGUUGGUAUGUGGUUUGUCAGCAAUGUGCCGUGGACCAUUUCCAAGUCGAUUAUCCUUUCUUGCGAAGUUAUGGGAUGAAGAUUGCGAUGCAAUGCUUUCGGAUGCCGAACUUAAGGAAAUGUACGCCGAUUUGAAUGUGCCUGAAGGUGAUAGGGCGGUGGCUAAGAGUUCUGGUGAGAAAGCGGCUGUAGCGGACUUUGCCACAUGGGCGAAUGAAAACGAGUACUCUAAGGAGUACUAUGCAAUGGCCAUGGAAAUAGGCCAUAUUUGCCUGGGACUUCGUCCAGAAUCACAUCGUGUUGGUUUCGCUCUUGUCAAUUCUUUCGAAUAUCGUUCGAAAGGUUUACCUCUUCCUCAAUGGAGUAUUGUGUCUUCUGUAUGGCAUAAUGCUUGGAGCAGGGCGGCGUCUGAAGGAAAGCCACCACCACCAGUGGACAACUCCGCUAUCAAAGGUGCUAAAGCGGACGAUGGAUGGAGUGGAAAGGUUGCUUGCUUGUCGCUAGAAUCAGCUAAUCUCAAGGUAGAUCUCAAUCCAGAAGAUUAUAUCGCAGUCCCUCCUGUACUGUGGAGAGCAUGGCUGCGAUGGCAUGGAAGUGCACAGUCGGUUGAUGGUCAAUUCACACGUAAGAGACUUGGCGGUGAGUUUUUUCCUGAUGGAAAGGAAUCUCUAGAACUUUACCCGAUGGAUAUUUUACUGCUUGGUCAUGAUAAAAAGAAAACGAAAGACAUUGACGGCAUACAGCAGCUGUCACCAUGGGCAUGUGCGCAGGUUUCCCGAAGUUGCACUGUGGACGAAUUACUACAGCUGUGCAGAAACGAGCUUCGACUUGGUGAUGGGGAUGCUAGGUUAUGGCUAGUUGGUGAUGAAGGUAACACUCUACUGGACGACGGGAAAAGAACAUUACAUGAGCUAACAGUAAAGGGAAAACGAGUCAAUAAGUUCCUACUCGAGCUCAGGGAUUCUAACGGAGUAUGGCCAGAAGAAUUGCGAGCGUCGUUAACAGGAACUCAAAUAUCAUCGCUAGCUUGUACUACUGGUCGACCUGGAGCCGUUGGGUUAGUAAAUUCAGGAAAUUUUUGUUAUCGAAACGCAGCCAUACAGUGCCUGGCUCGUGUUUCUCCUCUGACGGAAUAUUUACUAAAUGAAGCGAUCUUGAAUGCGUUGAAGAGAGGAGAUGCUAACAAUAAUGCGUCGUUCGCGACAACAUUGGAAUAUUCAAAACUGUUGAAGGAGAUGUGGUCAACGAAGAAUAAGAACAUUUCUCCUAAUAGAUUCAAUGAAGCCGUUCGAUUUGCAGAACAAUUCGAUGACGGAGAGCAGCAUGACUGCCAAGAAUUUGUAUCUUUUCUAAUUGAACGAUUCCAUACCUGUGUUGCUAAGAUGGAAAACCAGAACUCAAUUACUGAUGGUGGGAGAUCUCAUGAAAGUGGAGAAAGUGGCAGUAACGAGGCAUCCUGCGGUAAAGAUGAAGCCAGUGACGCAGGUAAAACGGACGAGGAAAAAGCCGAGAAGGCGUGGGAGGACUACAUUCGAGACAAUAACUCACUGGUUACAUCACUGUUCUCAGGCCAACUACGCUCACGUCUCAUCUGCCGUAAAUGCAAAUCUGCUUCAUCAGUAUUUGAAGUUUUCACAUCACUGAGCCUUCCAAUCGGCUUUGAAAAUGUGGAGUUGUACCAAAUUACUGUGGUCCGUCGCGAUGGAAGUGUACCACGCCGGUAUGGUUUCCGACUACCACGUGAGUGUACGGUGGGCACAUUCAAAGGUCUUGUCGCUGAGGCAAGCGGAGUGAGCCGAGACGCUUUGACUGUGCAGUGUCUGAGCAAAAGAGGGUGCUUCAUGAAUCCUUCAAAUGCCGAAGACGGUAUAGCGCUUAGUUCAGUACCACCUGGCGCACGUCUUUAUGCACUUCAGCUUCCAGAGGAUACUCCAGAUUGGCGGGUUGCCAUUCAUCGAAAGUUGCAGUAUAACUAUGAGCCAUACUUUCUUGGUGCGACAGGAGGUUUCAUAGUAACGCAAUUCGGUCUGCCGCUCAUUGUGCCAUGUCCUCCGGAUAUCACCGGAAAGCAGUUAUAUGAGGAUGUCAUGGUUCAGAUGCGACGGUUCAUGGACACAUCAUCACCGACGAUAUCUAGUCGUGCACAUGAUCCUUCUGAGGAUAUCUCGUUCGGUUACCCAUUUUCACUUUGCUUGGCUGACGAAUCGUGGGAAUGGUGUGGUCAGUGCCCGCCUCUGCGGUUUUGUCGCGGUUGCCUUAUAAAACCGGACUCGUCUUUGGCAAAUAUACCAGAAAACUGUGGGAUAGCUGUUGAUUGGUUGCCAAUUGCACUUUAUCUCAAGUACAAUCAUUCUCAGGAACUGGCUUGCGAAGAUGACGAUUCGGUGGCAGAGACUUGGUCCCGCCACUUUGCCCCGUCGUCAUUGGAGCAUUGUCUGGAAAGGUUCAGUUGUCCAGAAACCUUAGACGCGUUGAUUCACUGUGAUAAGUGCAAUGAGAAAACGAAGAGGGACAAAGUGAUGACAAUAUGGAAGCUGCCGAGAUAUUUGAUAAUCCACUUGAAGCGAUUCGAGUUCCUACGGUAUGAAAAACGAAUGGGCAAGUGUAAACGUGUGAUAACGUUCCCGUUAAAACAGUUUGAUCCAGCAUCGUUUGUGGACGGUAAGGGAGAAAGGAGCAAAUACGAGUGCAUAGCGAUAGCCAAUCAUUACGGCCAGCUGUCGUCUGGACACUUUGUCGCUUAUGCUCGUGGAAGUGGCGACAAGUGGUUACUACUAAAUGACUGCUCCGUAAAAGUAAGUGUGUUACUAUUCUUUGUUCACGAUUAA
Molecule: messenger RNA, 3417 nt
Organism: Angiostrongylus costaricensis
Lineage: Eukaryota; Metazoa; Nematoda; Chromadorea; Rhabditida; Metastrongylidae
Source: the annotation of a GenBank genome assembly